UUUGGGCCAGCAAUCGAUUUAUCCCAUUUGUUUGUGGACCCGCUAUAUCCGUUUUGAUUUGAGAAAUCCCGCUUUUUAUAUUCUCUGCUUUUCAAAUACUUGAAUUCAAGCAAUGUCAUCUGUUCGAAGGGCUAGCUCAAAUACACCAACUACUCGUGCUACUUCGAGUGGUGCUUCAGGUUCUGGCAGAAACUCAGCAGUAGGGUCAAAGUGGAGUACUGGUAACCUAUCCGGUUCUGCAAAGAGAAUUCAAAAAGAGUUGGCAGAGAUAAGUCUGGAUCCCCCUAGUAACUGUUCAGCCGGUCCAAAAGGAGAUAGUUUGUACGAAUGGGUUGCAACGCUAAUUGGUCCUGCGGGUUCUCCUUAUCAAGGAGGUGUCUUUUUCUUGGAUAUAACUUUUCCUCCUGAUUAUCCAUUCAAACCACCAAAAGUAGUCUUUCGUACGAGAAUAUUUCAUUGUAAUAUCAAUCAACAGGGCCAUAUUUGUUUAGAUAUUUUAAAAGACAAUUGGAGUCCAGCCUUGACUGUUUCGAAGGUGUUGCUUUCUGUCUGUUCUUUGUUGACUGAUCCUAAUCCUCAUGACCCAUUAGUUGGAAGUAUAGCCCACCAGUACUUGACGGAUAGAAAGGCGCACGACGAGACUGCUGCAGAAUGGACUCGUCGCUUUGCAACGUAGUACAUUGAAUAAUCAUUUUUAUUUCUUUCAAAAGAUAAUAGAUCUUGUGACCUUUUUCUAACGCUUUUGAAAAUAAAUUGAUAUCGUGUGUGAAACACGAAAUAAGAUAGUUCGUGGUCGAAUAUAUCAUAGAGACUUUGUCUUUAGGCAGCAAAAAAGGGUUACUCAUUUUUGUUCUGUUUUCGUAGGCUUCUGGAAAAACCUAGGAAGUCCCUAAACUUGAAACCUGAACGAACGGUUUCUUCAAACAUCUUGAUGUCUUCGUCACCGAAUUCUUCCGGAUGCUUUCGCAUACAGGACUCCAUCCUAUCGAAUUCUGGUUUGCAUAUAACUAACCAUCCAGCACUCAGUGAAGAACUGCUGAAACAACCAAAUAACUGACACUUACAAAGUCCUUUCCCUUCAAUACGAUUCUCUAAAUAACACCGAAAAGAAGUAAGAAACUCACUUUUACAAGAGCUUUCUUGAAGUUGUGCAAUACAAGGACACUAAGAAGAUGGCCAGUUUACCUAUCCAUUCUAUAUGUUCCCUUCCAACUUACUUUGAUGUCCUUAGGAAUCUUGAAAUCGUCGUCAUCGGAAACAAUUCCGUUCAUGAUCAAUGACUAAUAAAUCAAUUACGAACUCUAUCAAGUCCUUAUGUGUAUCAAUAAAAAUGGACUAGGUUUCUGUAGUAAAAACCCUCGAGAUUGU
This is a messenger RNA of Galdieria sulphuraria, 1368 nucleotides long. Its product is annotated as ubiquitin-conjugating enzyme E2 isoform 2. The coding region runs from base 113 to 676 and encodes 187 amino acids. The transcript is spliced from 5 exons. Gene Ontology annotation, molecular function: ubiquitin conjugating enzyme activity. The record is from RefSeq and is a predicted model, not a curated record. Gene Ontology annotation, cellular component: nucleus. Gene Ontology annotation, biological process: protein polyubiquitination. Lineage: Eukaryota; Rhodophyta; Bangiophyceae; Galdieriales; Galdieriaceae.